This is a messenger RNA of Pyricularia oryzae 70-15, 1675 nucleotides long. Its product is annotated as endosulphine family protein. NCBI's taxonomy places the organism in Eukaryota, Fungi, Ascomycota, Sordariomycetes, Magnaporthales, Pyriculariaceae. Gene Ontology annotation, cellular component: cytoplasm. The transcript has 2 exons. The coding region runs from base 472 to 972 and encodes 166 amino acids. Gene Ontology annotation, molecular function: protein phosphatase inhibitor activity. The record is from RefSeq and is a predicted model, not a curated record.
AGCCAAUCAACUCGUCCCCUCCAAUUAGCAAAGGUCUCUUAAGGUUACUGUGCCUUCAGUCUCCCCUCGCAACCGCAUUUUGCUUUGGAUUUGCUUGGUUUUUUUCUCUUUGGAUCUUUCCUUCCAAACAAAAGGCAAUACGGGAAAAAGAAAAAAAGAAAAUCAACGACGGAGAGAAAAAAACGAAAACAAAUACAAAAAGCAAGAGAAUAAGCGCCCCACUAUCGACCCAUGACCAAAGUCCCCUGGCUUUCGUAGAACAAGCUCGACACAAAGUCGCUUUCAGUCGAGUCUUUUUUUAUUUUUUAUUUUUUUUACUGCAACAAACAAAGUACCUGCUUGCCCCUCACGAAAGAAAUCGCCGAACCUCGCAUUCCCAACUUCAGACCACGGAAGCCUACCCGACCCAACGCUGCGACCCCAACUACCAAACGGCACUUUCUUGUCACAGUCAUCUAUCCAGUCUCCAAGAUGAACCCCCAUCAGAAGAACAAGAUUGAUAUCACUUCCCUCUCCCCGGAGGAACAGCGGCUCUUCCGUCUGUACGGCAAGCUCCCAUCCAAGUCGGAUCACUUUGCCAAGCACCUCAAGGAGCGCAAGUACUUUGACAGCGGCGACUACGCCCUCUCCAAGGCCGGCAAGGCCGACUCGGUCGACGCUGGCUCCGUCGGCUCCCAGCACCCCGUCCCCGAGAACAUCCCCCACCUCUCGUCGCCCGUCAACGGCGCCGGCUCCAGCGGCCUCAUCCCCAACCUGCAGGCCACCGGCGGCCGCGAGCAGCAGCAGGCCUCGAGGAGUCCCGUCAAGGAGGGCAGCUUUCUGCACCGCGAGACGAGCGCCGACGACGACGACUCCGCCAGCAACGACGUCGCGGAGAACAAGGUCGCUGCCGAGGCCGUUGGUGACGCGACCGCCGCUGCUGCUGCGGCUCAGACUGGCGGAAAGACCGAAGAAAUUCCCAUCCGCAGGUAGGGGGAGCGCCUUUAAUGGGCUUCUUUUUCUUAUCGCGGUUAUUUGACGAGGAUGGAUUUUCUAAAUGGCUUCUAUCGGGCUUGACGAGGGAUGACGAUGUUUACGAAACGAAUACAGCUGCUUCGAUGCUGCAAACCUGCUACCAAUGCUUUUCAUGACGAUGGACUUGGUUGCUCUCUCUUUUUCUUUUUUCUCUUUUUUUUCUCUUUGAUCUCUUCAUUAUCGAAAUGCAAAUUCGAGAAUAACUCUCUGUUUUUGCGUGUGGAUCUAUCUCUUCCUAUCGAAUUUCCGGAUAGGAAAGGCACAAAACUGUCCAAGGCGUCUGGCUUCUUUUUUUUUUCUGGGAUUGGGAAAGUCGAGGUGAUGCCUUGGCAUGUAGACACCUCUGUUUUGGUGGCUCGUACAGAACGAUAUGCAGCUUUAGCGCUUCUCGCAUUCUAUGGGCAUACCUGUCACAUUUAUCAUGGAGGAGCGCUCUUGUCUUGCAAAUUUGUCUGCCCUUUCUUGGCGAUGGAUAUGCUUCUGAGCUUGAUGUGGCAUAAUCGGACGGAAAGCGCUUCAGGGCUUGUCAAGUUGUCUUUGUUCAGGUAUCUUGUUUCUAUAAAAAAAAGAGACAAAUUGUCCAUCGCUUUUGUCGUCUCCAGUCAUACCAUCCUCUCAACCAUGCCCCGCAGCUCAUGCCAGUUCAAGUGCCUUCUGGGCC